This is a messenger RNA of Helianthus annuus (common sunflower), 582 nucleotides long. RefSeq names its product long chain acyl-CoA synthetase 6, peroxisomal-like. The record is from RefSeq and is a predicted model, not a curated record. Bases 71 to 358 code for a protein of 95 amino acids. Gene Ontology annotation, cellular component: endoplasmic reticulum; membrane. NCBI's taxonomy places the organism in Eukaryota, Viridiplantae, Streptophyta, Magnoliopsida, Asterales, Asteraceae. Gene Ontology annotation, molecular function: long-chain fatty acid-CoA ligase activity. The transcript is spliced from 4 exons.
CAUGGUGUGGUCGUCAUAGAUGAAAAGCUAUACACUGUUGGUGGAUGUCGUGAUGGGAGGCAGUUAGCUGAUGUUUAGGAAAAAGAACAUUUUCAAAUUGGCACAAGGAGAGUACAUAGCUCCCGAGAAAAUCGAGAGCGUAUAUGCGAAGUGCAACUUUGUGGCACAAUGCUUUGUUUAUGGUGACAGCUUCAAUUCUUCUUUAGUUGCUAUUGUCUGUGUGGACCCUGAUAAAGGAAAUAAUUGGCUUUGGUUGCUUCUUGCUUCAAAAGAAUUGGUGGAACUUUACUUUAGAAUUGAUAUUGGGUUAGAGACCCUGUAUCUGUUGAUGAAUGGACUUAGACCAAGACGCUCAUGAAUGUGUUGCGGGGCACGGUGAUUGAUGAGGCUAAGUAUCUGUUAAUAUGGUAAGUUUUGUCUUUAUUGUGAUGAUGAUGGAUUCGCGACAUAACGUCAACUCGUAAUACAUAUAAAUCAACAAAUAUCUCAGCAAGCUUAGUAUCGACACCAAAGUUUAUAUUAUAUGGUAUCGACACUAAAGUUUAUAUUAUAUAUUUAAACACUUAUAAUUUGUUUUUUUUU